This is a messenger RNA of Penicillium oxalicum, 1629 nucleotides long. Its product is annotated as sugar porter family MFS transporter. Gene Ontology annotation, cellular component: membrane. The coding region runs from base 1 to 1629 and encodes 542 amino acids. Gene Ontology annotation, molecular function: carbohydrate:proton symporter activity. The record is from RefSeq and is a predicted model, not a curated record. Gene Ontology annotation, biological process: carbohydrate transport; transmembrane transport. Lineage: Eukaryota; Fungi; Ascomycota; Eurotiomycetes; Eurotiales; Aspergillaceae. The transcript has 4 exons.
AUGGUGGAUGUACAACAUCUUGUCGGCACGGCUGAUCUCAGCCUCAUCGAAGCUCCAGUCACCUGGCAUGCUUACAUGAUAUGUGGCUUCGCCAGCUUUGGAGGCAUUCUGUAUGGCUAUGACUCUGGUUACAUCUCUGGUGUCCUUGGUAUGGACUACGUCAAGGCGCAUUUCGGCGACGCGGUGCCCAAGUCUGAUGAGAAUCCAACUGGCUUCAUGAUUCCCAGCUCCCGCAAAUCGCUGAUCACCUCUAUUCUGUCUGCGGGUACUUUCAUCGGUGCGCUACUGGGUGGUACAAUUGCUGAGCGAAUUGGUCGGCGUCUCACCAUCAUGCUUUCGUGCCUGAUCUUCGCUGUUGGCGUUGCUGUCCAGGUCGGAACAGAAAGUGUUGGUGGUCUGGUUGCUGGCCGUUUCGUUGCUGGUCUUGGUGUCGGUGGUGUCUCGGCUACCGUGGUCCUCUAUGUCUCCGAGAUCAGCCCUCGUAAAGUUCGUGGUUUACUCGUCUCUGCCUACCAGUGGGCUAUCACCAUUGGCUUGCUGGUGGCUUCGGGAGUAGACCAGGGUUGUAAGGACAUCGACUCUCGCUCAUCUUACCGGAUCCCCAUCGGCCUUCAGUUCAUUUGGGCUGCUAUCCUUGCUGCAGGACUAUUUGUGCUCCCUGAGUCGCCUCGCUACUACGUUCGCUGCGGCCGAAUGGAUGAUGCGCUUUGCUCGCUGGAGAGGGUUCGUGGUCAGCCUGGUACCAAUCCCGCGAUUCAAGCUGAGCUUGCCGAGAUCAAAGCCAAUUUUGAAUAUGAGAAACAACUCACCAAUACCUCCUGGAUCGACUGUUUCCAAGGUGGUCUAUCUCCUCGUGGUAACCUGCGCCGAGUGCUUGCCGGAAUUUGCCUUCAAAUGUUUCAGCAGUGGACCGGUAUCAACUUCAUCUUUUACUAUGGCACAACCUUCUUCCAGUCCGUCGGCAUGAAGAACCCUUUCCUUAUUUCGACCAUCAUGAAUGUCGUGAACGUGGUGACCACCCCUGCUUCGUUUUGGAUGGUCGAAAAGUUAGGGCGUCGACCUUUGCUUCUUGGAGGAGCUGCGGUCAUGUGUGUCUGCGAGUUUCUGGUUGCGAUCAUUGGCGUUGCAAAGGAGGGAAGUCAGGCUGCGAAUACUUGCCUCAUCGUCUUCACCUGUCUGUACAUCGCUGCUUUUGCCACCACUUGGGGUCCAGCUGCGUGGGUCGUGGUCGGUGAGAUCUAUCCACUUCCCAUUCGAGCUAAAGGUGUUGCUCUUGCGACGGCCUCCAACUGGCUGUGGAACUGUGUGAUCGCCGUUAUUACACCCUACAUGGUUGAUGAGAACGAAGGCAAUCUCAAGGUCAAGGUGUUCUUCGUUUGGGGUAGUGCUCUCUUCUUGUGCCUGCUCUUCGCCUACUUCUUCAUUCCGGAGACCAAGGGCCUCACACUGGAACAAAUUGACAAGAUGCUUGAGGAGACCACCCCCGCGGCUAGUGCCAAGUGGAAGCCUCACGAUACCUUUGCGCACGAGAUGGGCAUGCUGGAGAAGGUCGACAGUGGCGUCGGCCGAGCGGAGCCACACAACCACAACCACGACAUCGCCAAUGACGAGGUCAGAGGCUCAGCUUAA